AUGGCUAGUUGCCCUGCUCAGACCAGCCUGGUGUCCAGACUGCUACCGCUGCUGCCACUGCUCCUGCUGCUGCGAGGCGCUGGCUGCAACCACAUGGCUGUGCACCCCUCCUGGUCCGCGCUGCCAGCGGCUGCCGACGGCCUGCAGGGAGACAAGGACUCCCAGCAAUCCCCUGGGGACAUGGCAGCCGCGCUGGGCCCAGGCGCCCAGGACAUGGUUGCUGUCCACAUGCUCCGGCUUUAUGAGAAGUACAGCCGGCGGGGCGCGCGGCCAGGAGGAGGCAACACAGUCCGCAGCUUUCGUGCCCGGCUGGAAGUGGUCAACCAGAAGACUGUAUACUUCUUCAAUCUGACGUCCAUGCAGGACUCAGAAAUGAUCCUCACGGCCACCUUCCACUUCUACUCAGAGCCACCUCGGUGGCCGCGGGCGCGAGAGGUGUUUUGCAAGCCUCGGGUCAAGAACAUGUCCUGUCGCCUGCUGCCUCCAGGCCCACCAGCACGCCUGCACCUACUCUUCCGCAGCCUCUCGCAGAACACAGCAACACAGGGGCUUCUCCGUGGGGCCAUGGCCCUAAUGCCCCCGCCACGUGGCUUGUGGCAGGCCAAGGACAUCUCCUCCAUCAUCAAGGCUGCCCGCCGGGAUGGCGAGCUGCUGCUCUCUGCCCAGCUGGAUUCUGGGGAGAAGGACACUGGGGCACACAGGCACAGCCCCCACAUGCCCUAUAUCCUUGUCUAUGCCAAUGACCUGGCCAUCUCAGAGCCCAACAGCGUGGCAGUGACGUUGCAGAGGUACGACCCCUUCCCAGCUGGAGAUCCCGAGCCCCGGGCAGCCCCCAACAGCUCAGCAGACCCCCGUGUGCGCCGGGCCACUCAGGCCUCAGGACCGCUCCAGGACAAUGAGCUGCCGGGACUGGACGAGAGACCAGCGCACGUACCCCAUGCCCAGCACUACCAUAAGCAUGAGUUGUGGCCCAGCCCUUUCCGGGCGCUGAAGCCCCGGCCAGGGCGCAAGGACCGCAGGAAGAAGGGCCAGGACACAUUUGCCGCCUCUUCUCAGGUGCUGGACUUUGAUGAGAAGACAAUGCAAAAAGCCCGGCGACGGCAGUGGGAUGAGCCUCGGGUCUGCUCCCGAAGGUAUCUGAAGGUGGACUUCGCAGACAUUGGGUGGAAUGAAUGGAUCAUCUCGCCCAAAUCUUUUGAUGCCUACUACUGCUCGGGAGCUUGUGAGUUCCCCAUGCCCAAGAUUGUCCGCCCAUCCAACCACGCCACCAUCCAGAGCAUUGUCAGGGCUGUGGGCAUUGUCCCUGGUAUCCCAGAGCCCUGCUGUGUUCCAGACAAGAUGAGCUCCCUUGGGGUCCUUUUCCUGGAUGAGAAUAAGAAUGUGGUUCUGAAGGUAUACCCCAACAUGUCCGUGGAGACCUGUGCCUGCCGGUAA
Molecule: messenger RNA, 1434 nt
Organism: Castor canadensis (American beaver)
Lineage: Eukaryota; Metazoa; Chordata; Mammalia; Rodentia; Castoridae
Gene: Gdf10
Product: growth differentiation factor 10
Biological process (GO): positive regulation of osteoblast differentiation; osteoblast differentiation
Cellular component (GO): extracellular region
Molecular function (GO): growth factor activity; cytokine activity
Source: RefSeq, a predicted model, not a curated record